Messenger RNA from Falco peregrinus (peregrine falcon), 4594 nucleotides. RefSeq names its product karyopherin subunit alpha 1 (gene KPNA1). The transcript is spliced from 14 exons. NCBI's taxonomy places the organism in Eukaryota, Metazoa, Chordata, Aves, Falconiformes, Falconidae. Gene Ontology annotation, molecular function: nuclear import signal receptor activity; protein binding. The record is from RefSeq and is a predicted model, not a curated record. Gene Ontology annotation, biological process: postsynapse to nucleus signaling pathway; NLS-bearing protein import into nucleus. Gene Ontology annotation, cellular component: nucleus; cytoplasm; nucleoplasm. Bases 141 to 1757 code for a protein of 538 amino acids.
UGACGUGUGCCCUGCGCCUGCGCACUGUCCUCGGCAGGCAGCGCCGGGCAGGCAGGUAGGGAGGGAGCGGCGCUCGCGCGCCUCGGGCCCGAGAGGAGACAGCGCGGGGCCGGGCCGGGCCGCGCCGCCGAGGAGGAAUCAUGACGACCUCAGGAAAAGAGAAUUUCCGACUGAAAAGCUACAAGAACAAAUCUCUAAACCCUGAUGAGAUGCGUCGCAGGCGAGAGGAAGAAGGUCUUCAGUUACGAAAGCAGAAGAGAGAGGAACAGUUGUUUAAACGCCGAAAUGUUGCAACAGCUGAGGAAGAAGCGGAGGAGGAAGUGAUGUCAGAUGGUGGCUUCCAUGAGGCUCAGAUGAACAACAUGGAGAUGACUUCUAGUGCAGUCAUCACCUCUGAUAUGAUUGAGAUGAUUUUCUCCAAUAGUCCAGAACAGCAGCUUUCAGCUACCCAGAAGUUCCGAAAGCUUCUUUCUAAAGAACCAAAUCCCCCAAUAGAUGAAGUCAUAAGCACACCAGGAGUGGUGGCCAGGUUUGUGGAGUUCCUCAAACGAAAAGAAAACUGUACAUUACAGUUCGAAGCUGCGUGGGUGCUGACAAAUAUUGCCUCGGGAAAUUCCCUUCAGACUCGAAUAGUGAUCCAAGCAGGAGCCGUCCCCAUCUUCAUAGAGCUGCUUAGUUCAGAGUUUGAAGAUGUGCAGGAACAGGCAGUAUGGGCCCUUGGCAACAUUGCUGGAGACAGCACUAUGUGCAGAGACUAUGUAUUGGACUGUAAUAUCCUGCCCCCUUUAUUGCAAUUGCUUUCAAAACAGAACCGUCUCACUAUGACCCGAAAUGCUGUAUGGGCUCUAUCCAACCUCUGCAGAGGGAAAAAUCCUCCCCCAGAUUUUGCCAAGGUUUCACCUUGUCUUAGUGUGCUCUCCUGGCUGCUCUUUGUCAAUGAUACGGAUGUAUUAGCUGAUGCCUGCUGGGCUUUGUCCUAUUUGUCUGAUGGCCCCAAUGAUAAAAUCCAGGCUGUGAUUGAUGCAGGAGUCUGCAGAAGACUUGUGGAAUUGCUGAUGCACAAUGACUACAAAGUUGUAUCUCCUGCCUUACGAGCUGUUGGGAACAUUGUCACAGGAGAUGAUAUCCAGACCCAGGUAAUUCUGAAUUGUUCAGCCCUGCAGAGUUUACUGCACUUGCUAAGCAGCCCAAAAGAAUCUAUCAAAAAGGAAGCGUGCUGGACAAUAUCUAAUAUAACAGCUGGAAACAGAGCCCAGAUCCAGACGGUCAUAGAUGCCCAUAUCUUUCCGGCUCUUAUAAAUAUUUUACAAACGGCUGAGUUUCGGACAAGGAAGGAAGCUGCUUGGGCAAUCACAAAUGCAACAUCUGGAGGCUCUGCUGAACAGAUCAAGUAUUUAGUAGAACUGGGAUGCAUCAAACCACUGUGUGACCUCCUUACAGUAAUGGACUCAAAGAUUGUGCAAGUAGCACUGAAUGGGCUGGAGAACAUCCUGAGGCUCGGAGAGCAGGAAUCCAAACGCAGUGGCACUGGCAUUAAUCCUUACUGUGCUCUUAUUGAAGAAGCGUAUGGUCUGGACAAGAUCGAAUUCCUGCAGAGCCAUGAGAAUCAAGAGAUUUAUCAGAAGGCCUUUGAUCUGAUUGAGCACUACUUCGGAACAGAGGAUGAAGACAGCAGCAUUGCCCCACAGGUGGAUAUCAACCAGCAACAGUACAUCUUCCAGCAGUGUGAGGCUCCCAUGGAAGGCUUCCAGCUCUGAGGUGCCCCUGUGCUGUGUGCUCCUCUACCUAGCCAAUCCUGUUGUCGAGCCACAAGCCACCCGUGGAGUGAUUCUCUCAAUGUUUUCCAUAACCCUGUUUGCGCUCAUUCGCUUGCCUUGUGCACAUGCUCUUACAUACGUCUGGAAAACUUCUGGCUCUCCAUGGCAGGAUGCCCCCUCCUUGGCAAGGGGUCACCAGAAUCACCCUUCUCCUCUAGAUUCUGAACCUCUCCACUGUCAUCUUUGUGGAGUCAAGGCACCUUUCUACACUUUAAGAUAUUCCCUCUCCUAUUACAGGAAAAUAAUCCCUCUCCACUGGCCCCCACGCUCCUGGCAUCCAAGAUAAGACUGCCUUUCUCUUAUAUUUGCUGCAGUGUGUGCCUGCAGUCCAGGGAGACAUUCAGACUUUCUGAGAACGUAGCUGAAUUCAUUCCCCGUAUUCUUCCCUGGAUGCCUCUUUGGAUGGCUAUGAGAGAUGUGUUAAAUCUUCACAUGGCAAUGCAUCUACUUUGCUGUACGUGCCAGCUGGGGUUAUUGGCAUAUGGAACAUGUUACAAAUAAUGGAAUAAGUUCUCUGUCCCCUGCAACAACAGGCUGCAAUGGAUGUUUUCUGGUUCUUGAGAGUACUGAUCACAUCUGGCCCCGUCUCUUCUCAACACUGAGCUCCCAAGCUGGAUUGCAGACCACUGUGGAGAUUUGUAUACGUUCCCAGUUUUUCCUCUCCAUCCACAUAAAAAGAGCCUGUGAAUAGGUCACUCUCUCACCACCUCCCCAGACAUGACUUUCCAGACCAGCUUCUAGAACAGAGAAACUACCCCUACUUCUGCUUGCCAGCACAGCAUGAUCCAGCUGGGCCUUCCUUACAAAUCAAGCCCUUUCUGACUUCAUGCUCCAGAAUCUGGUCCUUGGUAUUGUAGUUAUGGCUGAAAAAUUCCUGUCUGCCUCUUUACAUUUUUACACAGUGUGACUUGAACAGAUUUAUCUUCUGAAAAAUUACCUUCUGAAUACAGAAAUCUUAACUUGUAAAGCCUAGCACAAGGAGCGUUAGAUCUCCUUUUCAUUUUCACGAGACAAGAGCUUCUUCUCCAGCUCACCUGAUCAAAUAGAAUCCUCCUGGUCCAAGUCCCUUAUUUAACAACUAAAAUGACACUACAUUCAAAGGAUAGUAAUAUUCCACCCGGAUCUGCCUGGCCCUUUCAUUUCAUUUUUCCCUUCUGCUGUUUACGGGACUUCAGGUGAAUUAGCAUGGAAGGCAUGGUUCCUACAGGUGACAUCUAUAAGGCAUUGCUGACUGCAUGACAGCUGCCAUCUGCAGCUGUAGACUGCCCUUCUGCUAGCAGCAUGUUCUUGGCUCCGCAACCUGCUUGGAUCACAGACGUCUGAUGCAAAGGCCGGCCAGUCCUCACCGAGUUCAGCUGACGCUGACACCAAACCCUUCACACGACUGGGGAGACGCCGCCUGAUCAGAAGUGGCGGUUCCAUUUCUGUAAAUGCAGUGGGUUCUCCAGGCUGUCCGCUCCCCCCCUGCAUCGGGCUGUGUUCUUUCAAGCCAUUUUGGAUGCUUGGAACACACAUUUGUCCAGCGUAAACAUUUCAAAAUCGCCACUGACAACAGCAGCGUCAUGUACCUGCGGUCAGCAUUAGUGGCAGGUCUGCAAGAUCCUCCUAAUGACUCCUCUCAGUGACAAGCCACUGCACAAGCAAAAACAGCCCAUUGGAUACAGAAUAAUCAAAAUAUAAAAAUCACUUAAACUGCUGAAAGAAGCUAGGCAAGGGCCUGAACAUCAGCUCUGUGUGACCAUUAUUUAAAUGCAGUCUUCAGUUCUGUCUGUGCUUCAGGAUGGAGACUCUGACCUGUGUGGCCACCGCAGAAGCCACCUGCUGCCUCCCUAGCUAAGCUGGUUGGCCUCCACCUUCCCUCUCCCGGUUAUUUUCUCUAGUGCUGCUUUGUGCUGAAGGAACAUUUAGUUUACUGCACUUGAUCUGUAAAUGGACUUCGAUUCUUUGUAAUUUUAGGGGGUUAAAUUUGGUGGUUAAUUUAAAAAAAAAAAAAGCAAAAAAACCCCUCAAUGUUGCCUUUACAUCACAUAUAAAUAACUGUGUUUCUCUUUUCUUGAAGGGUGAUAGAAGCACUGAUUAGUAGCAAAAUCUUGUUUUAGCUUUUGGAUUUUUUUGUGCUGGAUUUUUUUACGUGUAAAUUUCCAAUAACAUGUCAUUUCUAUAAGAUUUGUUUAAAAUCAUGUACCUCUUAUUGGAUGGUAUAAAAAUGCUCCAUAUUUUGUAAACAAAUCUGAGCAAAGUGUGUGUGCAUAUAUUCUGUAUAUUCAUAUAUGUAUAUUCUGUGUAUAUAUACACUAGUGUGUAUAUAUACAUAUAUACACACACACGUAUAUAUAUACACACAUGCCUAUGUGUGUAUAUAUAUACAUAUCUAUAUAUCUAUAUAUAUAUAAGUGUUUUCUCUUCCAGGCUAGUGAAAACAAUGUGGUGCAUUGGCGUUUCCCUUCCCUGCCCCCCCAAGAAAAUAAUGACAGUUGCCUCUAAAUGAGUGAAUUAAAAAGAGAGUCCAUUUAAGCUGAAUGGUGUGCCUUCCUGUGUAAGGAGCCUGGCCAGUGUUUGUUACUUUUGCUGUGGAUAUGUGAAUUCAGAGCAGAUAAGUAUAAAUCUUUAAACUUGGUAUGUUUGUUUGAAGUGACAGGCCUGGUUGACACAGGUAAUAUUGUUGUCAUAUAUACUUAGACUGUGUAAGGCAUUUGACUGGUACUGCAUAAUAUUUUGACUGAAAACUAAAAGAAUACAAAAGUCAACAUGGCACACAUUAAAUGGAUUAAAAUGUG